CUCCCCGCCGGCUACAGGAAUACCAUAGGCAUUCUGCCAUUGCAUAGCUGAACAGCCAUCGAGGAGACUCAACAGCGGCCGUCAUGCCUCCUACCCUCGAAACACCGCUCAGCAAGCUGCUGGGUAUCCAGUACCCCAUCAUCCUAGCCGGCAUGGCCAGGACCUCUGGUGGGCCUCUCGCAGCGGCCGUCUCCAACGCCGGCGGUCUCGGUGUCAUUGGCGGCCUCGGUUACACUCCCGAGCAACUCCAGUCCAUUAUCGAUGAGCUCAAGGCACACCUCACGGACAAAAACCUCCCCUUCGGUGUCGACCUCGCACUCCCCCAGGUCGGGGGCUCGGCCCGCAAGACCAACCAUGACUACACCCACGGCCAGCUCGACGAGCUCAUCGAAGUCACGAUUAGGAAUGGCGCGAAGCUGUUCGUCAGUGCUGUUGGUGUGCCGCCUGCAAGAACUAUCAAGAGGCUACAUGAGGCGGGUAUUUUGAUCAUGAACAUGGUCGGGGCGCCUAAGCAUGCUAUCAAGGCUCUGGAGGCUGGUGUGGACAUUGUCUGCGCUCAGGGCGGGGAGGGUGGUGGUCACACUGGCGACAUCGCCAACAGCAUCCUUAUUCCCGCUGUCGUGGACGUUGCACGGAAGUACAAGAGCCCGCUUACCGGCCAGCCGGCCAUGGUUGUCGCCGCAGGAGGUAUCUACAAUGGGAGAAGUCUUGCCAGCAGCUUGAUGCAGGGCGCACAGGGUGUGUGGGUUGGUACGCGGUUCGUCGCCAGCGUGGAGGCGGGAUGCUCGCAGCAGCACAAGGAGAAUGUUGUCUCUGCAACCUUUACCGAUACUGGACGGACCCUCGUUAUCAGCGGCCGUCCUCUGCGGGUCAAGUUCAAUGACUACAUUCGGGACUGGGAGUCGCGGCCGGACGAGAUCAAGAAGCUGACCGAGGCUGGAAUUGUGCCAUUGGCGAAGGACAUGGAUGAUGGCAAGGACGUGGAUAUUCCGUUCCUCAUGGGCCAGGUGUCGGGAGUGAUUCAGGAUAUCAAGCCGGCGAAGCAGAUUGUCGACGAGAUGGUGCAGGAGGCGGUUGACAUGCUGAAGCUUGGUCAGACUUAUAUCUCGUCGAGCGCGAAGUUGUAGUUUAUUAAUAACGGUUUUUGUACUCCGUAUGUUUGAGGUGGGAAGGUGU
Messenger RNA from Westerdykella ornata, 1176 nucleotides. Its product is annotated as 2-nitropropane dioxygenase. The coding region runs from base 84 to 1127 and encodes 347 amino acids. NCBI's taxonomy places the organism in Eukaryota, Fungi, Ascomycota, Dothideomycetes, Pleosporales, Sporormiaceae. The record is from RefSeq and is a predicted model, not a curated record. Gene Ontology annotation, molecular function: nitronate monooxygenase activity. The transcript has a single exon.